CGCGCCGCAGCCCGCCAGCCCCGGCGUGAAUCGACAAGGAAGCACAGCUCACACGGCCUGUCGCUGUUUCAAUCGCUGAAACUACCGUCCACCUGCCGUUUUCUUUCACUCAGAAGAGUCGCCGGAUAGCGAUCGUGUGUUUUCUGGAGUGUUUUAAUAAAAAGCCUCCAUGGAGUGUCGUGGGAGGAGAGAGCCGCUGCUGAAGACGAACCUUCGAGUUUAAUCUCAACCAGUGAGACGAAAAUCUGAGCUCUUCCAGUAUGGAGCUCAGCAGACUGGUGACUUUCUGGAUUGUGUGUCUAUGCUGCUUGUGGAAAUGUCGGGCGGACAAAUUCAUUUCAGUGAGCACAGAACCGCCACCACUGGACAACGGUGUGUCGGAGCUCUGCCGCAUCGAUGAACCCCUGUGCCAGGAUGAGAACGCCAUCCUCAGCUUUGAGGCCAUCCGCAGCAUUCACAAGCAAAUGGAUGACGAUGCUAAUGGAAACGUGGAUGUUUCGGAGACUGACGGGUUUUUAAGAGAGGACCUUAACUACCAUGACCCCAAAGCCAAACACAACAGUUUUCACGGUGACGAUCAGUUCAUCAGCGUUGAGGACCUGUGGAACGCCUGGAAGAGUUCAAAAGUGUAUAACUGGACUGUGACUGAAGUUGUGGACUGGCUCAUCGACUACGUCGAGCUGUCGCAAUAUGCGGAAGCCUUCCGCAAGAUGAACUUAAAUGGUACCGCCAUGCCCCGUUUGGCUUUGAAGAAUGUCACGCUAACACAAACAGUCCUGAAGAUUCUGGACCGGAGUCACACUCAGAAACUGCAGCUCAAGGCGUUGGACACGGUUCUGUUUGGAGCUCCUAUGAUGAACAGACACAACCAUCUGAAGGACUUCAUGCUGGUCGUCUCUAUCGUCAUCGGGAUGGGAGGCUGCUGGUUCGCGUACAUCCAGAAUCGACACUCUAAAGACCACAUGAAGAAGAUGAUGAACGACCUGGAUAGUCUCCAGAGGGCCGAGCAAAGCCUCCACGACCUGCAGCAGAAGCUGCAGAUCGCUCAGGAAGAGCAUCGCUCGGUGGAGGUGGAGAAGGUGAACCUGGAGCAGAAGCUCAGAGACGAGAUCAAUGCCGCCAAACAGGAGGCGCAGAGGCUGAAGGGGCUCCGGGAGGGAACCGAAAAUGAGCUGAGCCGACAGAAGUAUGCCGAGGAGGAACUUGAGCAGGUGCGUAUGGCUCUGAAGAAAGCCGAAAAGGAGCUGGAGUCUCGUAGCAGUUGGUCUCCUCCAGAUUCUCUGCAGAAGUGGUUGCAGCUCACUCACGAGGUGGAGGUGCAGUAUUACAACAUCAAGAAACAGAACGCAGAGAGACAGCUGCAGGUGGCCAAAGAGGGGGCAGAAAAGAUCAAGAAGAAAAGAAACACUUUGUUCGGGACGUUUCAUGUGGCACACAGCUCUUCACUGGAUGAUGUCGAUCACAAAAUACUGGCAGCUAAGCAGGCACUGGGUGAGGUCACUGCAGCCCUGAGAGAGAGACUCCAUCGCUGGCAGCAGAUCGAGAUGCUGACGGGCUUCUCGCUGGUCCAUAACCCAGGCUUACCCUCUCUGGCCUCGGCCCUCAACCUGGACCCAAGCUUCAUGGGCGGCCGCGGGACACCCCAGCACUUCAUGUCUGACGACAUGGAUGACAUGGAUGAGGACAUAGUGGCACCAGGAACCCUGCAAUCUCCCAGUAUGAUGUCACUCCGUCAACGGCACAUCGACCCGCUGCUGGCCCUGGGCUCUCAGAGGUUGGUAGAGAGUUGUCACGGGCCGGAAGGGGAGGGUAGCUCAUACAGAUCUAGGGCAGCGCUGCGGCAGACACUCAGCCAUUCGUUCGGGCAGUUCGACGCUCUGGGACUGCCUCCGCUUUCUUCUGCUGUGUCUCAUCCCGCCAUCUACUCCGCCUUGUCAUCGCACGCUCCCCAUUCCUCCGUCCACGCUGCCGCCCCUCAUUCAUCCCACUAUCAGUCCACACAUUUCCAGCCCAUGGACACCAUCCCAGACCUCCCGUACGAGACCAGCCCUCAGCACCCCCGCCGUUCCGGCAGCUACGGGGACCUCAACCGCUCCGACUCCGAUUCCUCCCUCUGUAUAUCCCAGACCGGCGAGCAACUACGUCUAUCCUACAGUUACAAAUCCUUCCCCGUGAAGCCCACCUCCCUCCUGCACGGCCCCCACUCGCGGUCUGAGGAAGGCGCCCACUCUCAAACGCCCAACGGAGGCAACCGCGUCCAAGACGGAGGCGCCUCUCCCGACGGAGUCCCUGAUAGUCCCAUAUUAAUGAAGAAGAUAUCCAGCUUUGAGAAAUCCGCCAGCAUGAGCGAGAUCCAAGGCUCGCAGAUGGCGAUGUCCAUGUCGGAAUCCUCACGCUCCCUGAGCCCGAACUCCACCGAACCCGACACGCCGCCCCCCACCGGACAGACUGGCGGGAAGCCAGGAAGUCGCAUCCCUCAGAUUUCCUCAAAAAAGAGCCCCCUAGAGGAGGACAAUGGUUCUACAGGUGAAGACACUGAUUCCGGCCGCAAGAAACAUUUGCACACCUUCAAGAUCUUCAAAAAACAGAAGAAAUAAGGACAGAACUGGACAACUGUAUCGUUUUCCCCGUUUCUUUUCGUUUUAUUGUUACUAUGAAUCAAUAUACAAAAUCCUUUACGAGGUCUUCGUAGAAACAUGUUUAUCAGAGGAACUUUAGGAUAAAUAGCACGAUCUGUUUGGGUGGGAACAGGUUGGACUGUUUUUUCGAUAGGGCUUGCAUUGCAUUAUUUAUUCAGCAGGAGUCAGUGCCAGACUUUCCAAAGGAUUCUUCCUUCCGAUAGACGUUUCUUUCCUUGUGAAAUCUGUAUCAGUUUGCAUGUCUUCACCUUUGUUUGUUUGAACUUUGAAUGCUCCUAGAUGUUUGCUUGGUUCUUGUUCCCCUUUGCUUAAACUCAAUAACCUGGUUCUUUUGUUUCUAUCAGCACAUUCUCUCCUUUGAGGUUAAAACAAAUCGUCUGAAAGUUUUAUGGUACUCCUCGGUCAGUGUUAGUCAAUGGUGAGAACUGUAAAAGGGCUGAACUGUCGGUGUGAAACCCCCUUAAAUAUGUUGCACUAUUUUUGAAUGAUGAUUAAUUGGAAAUUGAGAACAUGCUGGAACACGUGCUAAAACGUUUACACAAAUGGAGCCACUGAACGUAUCUCCACGGCUUCAGGGAUUUCUGGGAUGUGACGGAAAAUAAGCGAUUUGAAAUUUUUAGAUCAUUCCAAAUCAUUUUGAAAAUGCAAAGGUGGUUUGUGAAUAUGCACAUGAAUGUGAUUGUUUCACUUUUUCUUUCAUUAAAAACCUUGCAGUGA
Messenger RNA from Triplophysa rosa, 3356 nucleotides. RefSeq names its product stromal interaction molecule 1a (gene stim1a). Gene Ontology annotation, biological process: store-operated calcium entry; intracellular calcium ion homeostasis; activation of store-operated calcium channel activity. Lineage: Eukaryota; Metazoa; Chordata; Actinopteri; Cypriniformes; Nemacheilidae. Gene Ontology annotation, molecular function: calcium channel regulator activity; calcium ion binding; protein binding. The transcript has 13 exons. The record is from RefSeq and is a predicted model, not a curated record. Bases 261 to 2597 code for a protein of 778 amino acids. Gene Ontology annotation, cellular component: endoplasmic reticulum; plasma membrane.